UGCUGGAGGCCAAGAAUGGAACUGCUGGAGGCCAAGAAUGGAACUGCUGGAGGCCCUUUUCUGAUACCUCGACAACGAUUAUUUCCCAGAAACAGAAUCGUGAGUCAGCGGUGCAAGGUUAGUCAUGGCUUGUGACGGCGUUGGAAAGAGUCAGUCACGAGCUACGAAGAAAGAUGACAAAAGGAGAUUUGCAGGUAUGCUUUGGGAGAGACCUGGGCAGGGACUACGAGGUGCUCGAUGGAGAGCCUCACGAACACCGAAGGUCUGGGCUGCUGAAAGUGGUGUGAGAUUGGCGGUCCUGAUACCCGAACGAGAUAGCAUCAACGGAGCUCCUGGCCCUGGGCCUUUGCAAAAAGCAAUUCUUCCAAAAGCAAAUGCCCCUCCCUGAAACUGACAUAAGCGGCAGCAUUCUGUCAUACUUUGGUAGCUGCUGGACUGCCCCUGGUUCGACCCACUGUUCUCGAGACAGAAACUACCCCGCCAAACUUUUGCUGUAUCAACAUUUUGGCCUCCGUUUCUCGCCGCACGCCCGCCCAGUAACAGCUCCUCUGAGACGCCUCACCUGAGAGCAUAUCUGGCCAUAGUCCUCGUCCUGGUCACCUCGAGCUUCCCACCUCUCUGCUUUCUUCUCUCUGCGUCGACAGUCGAGCACAGGCAAAAUGGUCGGGCUGGGUCCAAAGCGCAAGCCGUCCCGCAAGGGUAAGUUACGAUUUCUCCAAGUGAAACGGACCCAGUUGCUGAGUCUCCGUCUCUUACAGGGUCGAUGGCCGACGUGCCAAAGAGCCUGCUGGAUGAAAUUGCAAACCUCGAAAACCUGUUCACCGUGGACGCCGCACGGCUCAAAAAGAUCACCGAUCAUUUCGUGUCGGAGCUCCAAGCUGGCCUGGAGAAAGAGGGAGGUAACAUCCCCAUGAACCCGACCUGGGUCAUGGGGUUCCCGGACGGCAACGAACAGGGCACGUUCCUCGCGUUGGACAUGGGCGGCACCAACCUGAGAGUCUGCGAGAUCACCCUCACGGAAGAGAAGGGCGAGUUCGAAAUCAUCCAGAGCAAAUACCGCAUGCCAGAAGAGCUGAAGACCGGAACUGCUGAGGAGUUGUGGGAUUACAUCGCCGACUGCAUGCAGCAGUUCAUCGAGUACCAUCACGAGGACGAGGACCUGGCACACCUGCCCCUGGGGUUUACGUUCUCCUACCCGGCGACACAAGACUAUAUUGACCAUGGCGUGCUCCAAAGAUGGACCAAAGGAUUUGACAUCUCAGGCGUCGAAGGGCAAGAUGUGGUUCCUCAAUUCCAAAAGGCUCUUGAAGCACGGAAUCUUCCCAUCAAACUCGUCGCUAUCAUCAACGACACGACCGGAACACUGAUUGCGUCGGCCUAUACCGACCAGACCAUUAGAAUCGGCUGCAUCUUCGGCACUGGCUGCAAUGCCGCCUACAUGGAGAACUGUGGCUCAAUACCCAAGAUCAAACACCUCAACCUCCCGGAUGACAUGCCCAUGGCCAUAAACUGCGAGUAUGGCGCCUUCGACAACGAGCACAAGGUCCUCCCCAUCACGAAAUACGACACCAUCAUCGACGAGACCUCGCCAAGACCGGGCCAGCAGGCUUUCGAGAAGAUGAUCGCGGGGCUGUACUUGGGCGAGAUCUUCCGGCUCGUGCUCGUCGACCUGCACGAGAACAAGAACCUGCUGUUCGAAGGCCAGGACAUUUCCGCGCUGAAGAAGCCGUACACCCUCGACGCGUCGUUCCUUUCCUUCAUCGAAGAGGACCCCUUUGAGAACCUGCAGGAGACGCACGACAUGUUCGAGGACAAGCUCAAGCUCCACGCCACCAAGCCCGAGCUCGAACUCUGCCGCCGCCUGUCCGAACUGAUCGGGACUCGCGCGGCGCGGCUCUCGGCGUGCGGAGUGGCGGCCAUCUGCAAGAAGAAGAACAUCGAGAGCUGCCACGUCGGCGCGGACGGGUCGGUGUUCAACAAGUACCCGCACUUCAAGGCGCGGGGCGCGGUGGCCUUGCGCGAGAUCCUGGACUGGCCGAAGGGCAAGAAGGACCCGGUGGUCAUGCUGAGCGCCGAGGACGGCAGCGGCGUGGGUGCCGCCCUGAUCGCGGCAUUGACGCUCAAGAGGAUCAAGGAGGGCAAUACCGCCGGCGUGCGCGACGUCAAGAAUUUCCCGGGUCUGACGUAGUACGCUCACCCGACGCGGAGGAAAUGCAUAUGGGGUGUUGGCGAGCAGCGUGGUUCCUGAAGGAAGAUUUUAUGAUAAAGAGAGUGUGCCACGCAUGCAUGCAUGCAUACAUGAUACUUACACGGUCGCGGUCGUACGCAAACUUGAGCUAUUACUGACCCCCGCGGGGGUAGAAAUCAUCCUGCUACCUACUCGCGUAUCUCCCACAGUCUGAUCUUUCCCUGCUCGUUCCCCACUGCGAGGUAGCUCCCGUCCGGCGACAAUGCGGCGGCACUGAUCCUCCCCAACGGCGUCUUGUCGGUCGGCCAGUUCCGGUA
Messenger RNA from Cladophialophora immunda, 2505 nucleotides. RefSeq names its product hexokinase, variant. The transcript is spliced from 2 exons. Bases 764 to 2188 code for a protein of 474 amino acids. Gene Ontology annotation, cellular component: cytosol; mitochondrion. Gene Ontology annotation, biological process: glycolytic process; glucose 6-phosphate metabolic process; intracellular glucose homeostasis. The record is from RefSeq and is a predicted model, not a curated record. NCBI's taxonomy places the organism in Eukaryota, Fungi, Ascomycota, Eurotiomycetes, Chaetothyriales, Herpotrichiellaceae. Gene Ontology annotation, molecular function: fructokinase activity; glucokinase activity; mannokinase activity.